Diospyros lotus (date-plum) is the source of this 1995-nucleotide messenger RNA. Its product is annotated as aspartic proteinase 36-like. Lineage: Eukaryota; Viridiplantae; Streptophyta; Magnoliopsida; Ericales; Ebenaceae. Gene Ontology annotation, molecular function: aspartic-type endopeptidase activity. The record is from RefSeq and is a predicted model, not a curated record. Gene Ontology annotation, biological process: proteolysis. The transcript has 10 exons. Bases 213 to 1736 code for a protein of 507 amino acids.
CUCUCUCUCUCUCUCUCUGGAAGUCGCAGAAAAUCUCUUCCCCCUCCAUCUUAUCUGGCUUCUAACCUAACACAUAUAUAAAUAUAUGUAGAUGUGUGUAUAUAUAUAUAUAUGUAUGUGUGUAUGCUUUCUGGCCGUUGUUUGUUAGGUUGUUGGUGAAAGUGGAAAAAGCAGCAUAGGGAGAAGAGAAGAGAACGAAGGUAAAGCAAGAAAUGCCGGCUGCUUUUCCGACGGGAUGCUGGAUCAUCUUGACGCUCACCGCCGUGGUGUUUCCUGCUGCUGCUGCUGCUGCGGCAGCGGCCGGUGGUUUCCCGGUUGCUCUCACGCUGGAGAGAGAUUUUCCGACCAGUCACGGCGUCGAGUUGAGUCAACUCAGAGCGCGUGACCGGGUCAGACACGGUCGAAUCUUGCAGUCUUUUUCGGGUGUUGUGGAUUUCCCCGUUGAAGGAACCUACGACCCUUUUGUUGUCGGGCUUUAUUAUACAAGGGUUCAAUUAGGUUCUCCUCCAAAAGACUUCUAUGUACAGAUUGAUACUGGAAGUGAUGUCUUGUGGGUCAGUUGCAAUUCCUGCAACGGUUGUCCCACAUCAAGUGGACUCCAUGUCCCUCUCAACUUCUUUGACCCUUCCAGCUCCUCAUCAGCUUCAUUGAUAUCUUGUUCAGACCAAAGAUGCUCCUUAGGAGUUCAAUCCUCGGACUCUGGAUGUUCUACUCAGAAUAAUCAGUGUGGUUAUACAUUUCAAUAUGGAGAUGGAAGUGGGACAUCUGGUUAUUAUGUGUCUGACAUGAUGCAUCUAGAUGCAAUUGUCGGGAAUUCACUGACUUCAAACUCUUCAGCUCCUGUAGUCUUUGGCUGUAGCACAUCACAGACUGGUGACCUGACAAAGUCUGAUAGAGCAGUUGAUGGAAUAUUUGGAUUUGGGCAGCAGGGGUUAUCAGUAAUCUCACAACUUUCUUCACAGGGUGUAACCCCUAAUGCCUUCUCCCAUUGCUUGAAGGGGAAUGGUGAUGGAGGAGGGAUCUUGGUUCUCGGAGUUAUAGUGGAGCCAAAUAUAGUUUAUAGCCCACUCGUCGCCUCACAGCCACACUAUAACUUGAAUUUGAAAAGCAUUGCUGUGAAUGGGCAGACUGUGACCAUUGAUCCUGCAGUGUUUACGACAUCAACUAACCGGGGAACCAUAGUUGAUUCAGGAACAACUUUAGCAUACCUUGCCGAAGAAGCAUAUGAUCCUUUUGUCAGUGCUAUUACAGAGUCUGUUUCACAAUCUGUGAGCCCUGUUCUUUACAAGGGAAAUCAGUGUUAUCUAAUCAAAUCCAGUGUCUCUGAGAUUUUUCCAACAGUUAGUUUAAAUUUUGCUGGUGGAGCAUCCAUGAUUCUAAAACCUGAGGACUACCUUCUGCAGCAAAAUUCAGAUGGUGGCACUGCAGUGUGGUGCAUUGGAUUUCAGAAAAUUCAAGGUCAAGGAAUUACAAUUUUAGGGGACCUUGUACUCAAAGACAAGAUCAUUGUUUAUGAUCUGGCUGGCCAACGAAUUGGAUGGGCUAAUUAUGACUGUUCAUUGUCUGUGAAUGUUUCUACGACGACGGGUACUGGUAAAAGUGAAUUUGUCAAUGCGGGACAGAUGGGGAACGGCAGCUCGUCGAGAAUUACACCUGACUACAAGAUGUUGUCGAGCAUCGUCAUUACAGCUCUCCUUCUGCUGAUUUCGGUUUUUGGGAGUUUCUCAUUUUUGUGACAUUCAAUUCCAUACGUUCAACAUUUUAUUCAAUUUACAUGCGUGCAAUACCUUGCCUGAUCUUUAUUUAUAGCCAUCGGCAAGGCUGUAUUAUUUAUUCAAAUCGCAGCUUGUUGCUGCUCUCUGCUUCAGAAUUGAGGAACACAGUUUAAGCUGCAUUUAGAUUGGGAUUUUCCCGGUUAUUAGCAUUGUACAAUACAUUCGUACAGGAUUGAUUACAUUGCUUAAAUACAGGAUUACUAUUUACACUUCUCCCUCA